Diorhabda carinulata is the source of this 1171-nucleotide messenger RNA. Its product is annotated as protein anon-73B1. The transcript is spliced from 2 exons. The record is from RefSeq and is a predicted model, not a curated record. Lineage: Eukaryota; Metazoa; Arthropoda; Insecta; Coleoptera; Chrysomelidae. Gene Ontology annotation, cellular component: membrane.
UGUAAUUUUUUCGGGACGGGGAUGUCAACAAAAAUAUUGAUUCGAUAUUUGAUACAGAAUACUGAAUUCAGAUCUGUAAUAAUUAUAAAUACUUGAAAUAAAAACUACAAAAUGAAUCUUGCAAUUAAUAUUGGCGUUGAAGACAUGACUGCAACAAUUGUGCGAUAUGGGCUUUAUCUAGGAGCAAUAUUUCAAAUUGUUUGUCUAGCGGCUUGCAUUUUCAUUUCAGACUCUCCAGAAGACAAUCUUUCUUGGGAAUUUAACUUUUAGGUGGAUAGUGAUGAUGAAAGCUCUGAACAAAGUACACCACAAAAUACACCCCGAAGACCUUACCACAGAAGCCGAAAACAGGAGAAGAAAAAACGACGUUGAAACAUACAGAAGGUUUGAAAAAAUCUGAUUUUCAUCUUUGAAUUUAUUUUUUUCUUGUGAUAUUAUUUAUUGAUUAUUUCAAAUCUACUGUUAUAUCAGAUAAUUUAUAGUCAGUAGAGAUACUUUAGAAAAUAAAUAAUCAUUGGAACCCACUUAUUCAAAAUAUAAUUCACAUUAUAGUUUAUGUCAGCAGUUAAAAUAUAAAUGUAGCAUAAUUUCACAUAUAUUGGGUAUAACUUAUUUUCACUACUUAGAAUGAUUUUAUUUGAAACAUUUGGUGGUUUCAAAUAUUUUGUAACAUUGUCAUUGUAUUUACAGUAUAGUGUUAUUUGUAAAUUUUAAAUACAAUUGUUCAAAGAUUUGCCAUUUGUACUAAAAGAUUGCUGGAUAAAAAAUUCUGCAUAAUAGAUUAUAGCACUGGGAAGCUUAAGAGCUAGAUAACAUACCUACUUUGUUGAAAAACUAUCAUUUGUAUUAAUGAAUAUAAGUUUAAAAUUUUUAAAAUUAUAAGAAAUUUGUUUGUAGACCAAAAGAAGAGUGCCCUUUAGACGCAUGCCCAUAACUUACUAUCACACAUGGUAGGUUUGAUUUACGGUAGUAAAUCAAACAAUUUUUGUCAAUAUUUGUAGGAAAAUUAGCAAGAAAGUCUAUAAAAUGUAACUAUUAAAUGUCACUGAUGAGACCAUUUUGGAUGCUAUUACAAGAAUGAUCCAUAUGGCCAUUAAAAACAUAUUUAUUUAAAUGUAAUUUCUUGAAUAUAUUUUAGUUAUUCAUUUUGUAAUAUAUAUUGUUUAAUAAU